AUGAGCACCUACAAGAUUCUGACGGGCGUCGGUCUGACGGCGUCGUCCUUUGCGCUGUACUCCAAUGUCGGCGCGUCCGUCUUUGGCGUCAUGCCCCUGAUUCUCAGUCCACAGUCGAAGAAGCAGGCCAAGCUCGACACCGAGCAGUCUGUCUAUCUCUGGGACUUUUUCUUCAGCCGUGCCGCUGGACCUCUGGUGGGAGCGUUUGCUAUCAGCGCCAGCUCGUACCUCGCCGCGUCCUUCUACGUGCCAAGCUUUGUGCUCCUCGACAAGAACUCGCCCAUCACCAACGUCAAGCAGCUCAAGUGGAUCCUUCGUGCUGCUGCCGGCCUCUCUAUUGCUCCUCUUCCCUUCACUAUUGCCUUCAUCUUCCCAUCAAUCAAGUCGCUCCAAACGUAUGUCAAGAACAAGCGUGGAGAAGCGACGAUCGAGCCAAAGGGAAGUGACAGCGCCACUGUCCACAUCGACGACAACACGGCCGAAAAGAAGAUCGAAGAGUGGAACUUUUUCCACCUCUUCCGCUACGGCUUCUUUACCACCUCCUGGCUCCUGGGCAUGGUGGCCUUUUCGACGUGA
This is a messenger RNA of Acaromyces ingoldii, 576 nucleotides long. RefSeq lists its product as hypothetical. Lineage: Eukaryota; Fungi; Basidiomycota; Exobasidiomycetes; Exobasidiales; Cryptobasidiaceae. The transcript is spliced from 3 exons. The record is from RefSeq and is a predicted model, not a curated record. Bases 1 to 576 code for a protein of 191 amino acids.